Bradysia coprophila is the source of this 1116-nucleotide messenger RNA. RefSeq names its product isoprenylcysteine carboxylmethyltransferase ste14 (gene Icmt). The record is from RefSeq and is a predicted model, not a curated record. Gene Ontology annotation, biological process: C-terminal protein methylation. Lineage: Eukaryota; Metazoa; Arthropoda; Insecta; Diptera; Sciaridae. Gene Ontology annotation, molecular function: protein C-terminal S-isoprenylcysteine carboxyl O-methyltransferase activity. Gene Ontology annotation, cellular component: membrane; endoplasmic reticulum.
GACAGUUCUUGACAUUUCACAAAAUGUUAUGACUUGCGGCACGGCAUUCUUUACUUAAAUAAAUAAUAAAUGCGAUUUUAAACACAAAUCAAAGAGAAAUGACCGUGUAGUCAGUAAAAUCGAAUACUUUUCACCGACCAAUGACAUCAUCUCUUUGAAAAUGUUGUGCGAUCAAGGAAAACUGAGCUUGAAAUGUUUCCUGGGAACAGCUGCACUCGUAUUUACCCUGACCACAUCUCAAAACAUAUUCGGCUUUACACCGGACAACAUAUGGGGCGCGUCGCUCUGGGGUCCAGUAUUUUAUUUCGUAAUAAUUUGCAUUUCCCUUCGACUGUUUCUCAACGAUGAAAAGUAUCAGUAUGCCAUACGAGCGACCUUUUUAGGAUUCACCUUCUCAUCCAGCAUAUUACUGGCAGUUCUAUCACCGCUAAAAUGGAAACCAUUUGGUGUUUACGGGACAAUCAUGUCGAUAUUCCAUUAUUCGGAAUUUUUGGCCAUUGCCUGGUCGAAUCCGAGUUCGUUGUCAACCAGUUCGUUCAUACUGAACCAUUCACUUCACUAUGCCUUAGCUGCGGUUGCCAGUUGGAUUGAAUUUCUUGUCGAAGUGAAUUUCUGGCCGGAAAUUAAGGAAUACUGGUCGAUCACAGUCAUCGGUGCUUUGCUCUGUCUGGGUGGCGAAUUGCUGCGGAAAUUAGCCAUCGUAACAGCGAACACCAAUUUCAAUCAUAUUGUUCAAUUUGAAAAGAGCAACGAUCACAAACUAGUCAAACAUGGUGUAUACGGUCUGGUUCGACACCCGUCAUAUGUCGGAUGGUUCUGGUGGUCCAUCGGAACUCAGAUUGUGCUGGCGAAUCCGAUAUGUAUCGUCUUGUACGCCCUUGCCAGUUGGAAGUUCUUUAACGACAGGGUUUAUGUGGAAGAGAUAACUUUGUUGAAUUUUUUCGGUGAGGAGUACUACAAUUAUCAAAAAGAUGUGCCAACAGGACUGCCAUUCAUCAAUGGCUAUUUAUUGGAUAAGAUCCCGUUCACAUAACUAAUCGUAGCGACCUAGAUUUAUAGAAAAAUGAAAUUUUAUUGAUUAAACGCACCCGUGUACGUACGUAGCCAACAUCAAUC